AUGCUGUUUUCAUCAUGUGGAUUCACUAGAGAAAUGACCACCUUUGAUCAGCCAAGCAAAGUCAAAAACUUGUUUAUUUGCUGCCUGUGCCCUCCACGGGUGCUGAGGCUCUGGACUUGCAGGCGCCCAAGGACAAGGAGGAAUCUGCUAGUGGGCACCGCGUGCGUGAUUUACCUGGGAUUCCUCGUCAGUCAAGUGGGUCAUGUUUUACCCCAGCACAAAGGAGGACACCAGAAGAUCAGUUCCAGAAGUCUCCGAGAUGCAGCCCAAACUCCUUUUCUGGGCAUCCCACUGGAUGGCACCCUGUCACCACCCAACUUCCAGGAACCCCAGCUUGGUAGCAAUGGGACCUUGCUGCCACCCAAUGUAGUCUAUAUCACCCUGCGGUCCAAGCGCAGCAAGCCUGCCAAUAUCAGAGGCACAGUGAAGCCAAAGCGCAGGAAGAAACAUGCAACCCCUUUGUCCUAUGGGCAAUACUUUCCAAAAGCUGCUUUUAUAGGUCGGGAAGAGGCCUUUGCCCAGCAGAUGGGGAGGGCCACACGUGCUGUGGGUGCAAUGGGAGCAGCAAUAGCUCUGGAGGCAAAAAAGCACCAACUGGAUGAACGCAGGUAUAAAGGAAUAGCAAUCAGGGAGAGGGGUCACCAGAGACCUGGGGGGAUUUCUGGAGCUAUAAAGGCACAGCCCCAGCCUGAGGAAAGCAAUAUCAGGAUUUACAGUGAGAGCUCUCCCUCCUGGCUGAGCAAAGAUGACAUCCUAAACAUGCGCAUGCUGGCAGAUUCUCCAAUAGAGAGCAUCCAAGAAGUACCUUCUCACAAAGCAAUCCUGGCAGUAUUUGCAAGGGGUCCCAGCACCACAGGAACUGCUUGUGACCAGGGGCACUGUGGCAUCAUCAAAAGACCCCUCGACAUGAGCGAGGUGUUUGCCUUCCAUUUGGAUAGGAUCUUGGGGCUGAACAGGAGCUUACCUUCUGUAAGCAGGAGAUCGGAGUUCUUCCAAGAUGGCCAAGUUUGUCCUGUUAUUCUCUGGGAUUCCUCACUGAGCCCAACAGAUAAUAGUACCCAUUCUUCAGUGAGAUUAACCUGGGGGCAGUAUCAGCAGCUAUUGAAGCAGAAAUGCUGGCAGAAUGGUAAAGUUCCCAAAGCUGAGUGGGGCUGUACUGAAAUUCAUCAUCAUGAGUGGUCCAAGAUGGCGCUCUUUGAUUUUCUUCUUCAGAUCUAUAAUCGUCUAGAUAGAAACUGCUGUGGAUUCAAACCUCUCAAGGAGGAUUCCUGCAUGCAGCAAGGACUGAAGCUGAAAUGUAGCGAUCAGGAUGCUGUUGACCUGACACACAUAGUUCAGAGAAGACAUGACCGAAGGCACUUGGCCUUUAUAGACAAUAAGGGUUUCUUUGACAGAAGCGAGGACAAUCUUAACUUCAAAAUACUACAAGGAAUCAAUGAAUUUCCUGAAUCUGCAGUUUCGGUGCUGAGGAGCCAGCGCUUACGUGAGAAGUUGCUACAGUCUUUGUUCCUUGACAAAAUAUACUGGGAGAGCCAAGGAGGCAGAAAAGGAAUUGAAAAGCUUAUUGAUGUAAUAGAAAGGAGGUCCAAAAUUCUUCUUACUUAUAUAAAUGCACAUGGAGCCAAAGUACUGCCCAUGAAUGAAUGA
Molecule: messenger RNA, 1647 nt
Organism: Egretta garzetta (little egret)
Lineage: Eukaryota; Metazoa; Chordata; Aves; Pelecaniformes; Ardeidae
Gene: GASK1B
Product: golgi associated kinase 1B
Exons: 4
Coding region: 1-1647 (548 amino acids)
Cellular component (GO): Golgi apparatus
Source: RefSeq, a predicted model, not a curated record